UCGUUGUUAAAUAUUUUCACGUUUUCGCCAUCAAAUUUAUCGCUAUUUAGUUUUAGAACGAUCAACAUUUUAUGACAAAAUAAAAUAUUAGGUAAUUUAUUAAAUUUGAUUUUUAAAAAAAGUUAAAAUGCCUAAACAUAGGAGGAAAGAUCGGCCACCUAGCUGUAGAAAUAAUAAUCAGGAGCAUGGGGCUGGUGGGGAUGAUAACGAUGACUAUCAAGAUGAUGCCAUGAGCGUCAUGAGUGUGAUUAGUAAUGCCUCUGACAACAGAGCAACAGAUGGUUCUGAUGAGUGUAAUGGGGCCCUGACAGCCCAGGAAAAUUAUGAGGAAAAAAUGAGCACUUGCAUUGAGGGCAUAUCUCAAAAAAAUUCUAAAGGCAGGAUAGAGUCAUUGAAAAGUUUGAAAUCAGGCCUAUGCAAGCAGUAUUCAUUCUCCUAUUUAUCAGACAGGUACGUAACAGUCAGCGAUGGGCUUGAGAAAUGUCUGAAACGAGGUUGUGUCGAGGAGCAAUUAGUUGCUGCUGACUGCAUUUGUGUGCUGUUCAUCCAGAUUGCUUGCUCGCCUGCUAAAGAUGAGUUGCUGAAAUCCGUUUCUCCAAUUCUAAAAGUUCUCAUCAAUGAUAAUGCCGUGUCUCUUCAAACUAGGUGUUCUUGUGCUGAAGCUCUUGGUCUGUGUGUGUUCCUUGCUGUAGAAGAGCCAGAAGACAUAUACGAGACGAUGGGUCUGUUCGAGCAACACUUCAAACUGUCUUUCAAGUCUAUGAAUAACAAUAACGCUCAGCAGCAAUUAGCACAUCCCUGUUCCCAACUUCACAACAGUUGUCUGGGGGCCUGGGCUCUACUAUUCACGUUACUCUCUGAUAAAUUCGUUUUGUCUUAUGCUCAGAAGUUCAUAAUUCUGGUGAGCAGUAUGUUGAGCAGUGAGAGCAUGGAGUUGAGAAUCACGGCCGGCGAAACCAUAGCACUUAUGUUUGAAGCUGGUAGAGAUGUUUCUGAGGAUUUUGAUGACUGUUUUGAGGCGAACAAACUCGAAGAACUAUGCAAGAAAUUGAAGGAGCUAUCCACUGAGUGUAACAAAUACAGAGCAAAGAAAGAUAAAAAGGUGCAAAAAGCUUCCUUUAGAGAUAUUUUGAAAGCUGUACAAGAUGGCGAAUUUGGCUCCAGUGAAAUCAAAAUUAACAUUCAAGAGAGUCUCUACCUAGAGUCCUGGGUUCAAAAGACACAUUACGAUCAACUCUGUAGAGUCCUCACAUCAGGGAUGAAUGCCCAUUUACAAGAAAACCCAUUAAUUCGAGAUAUAUUCUCACUCGGGGAGCCAAUCAAUUUUGAUCAGCAUAACAAUCAAAGAAACUCUAAACUUGAUAAGGUUGUGUAUAAGGCUGCUUACAAAGAGAGGACUAAAUACAGAUCAAAACAGAGGAGUAAGAAAUCAAUGAAUUGCUAUGGUGGGGACUGAGUCCUAAACAACCAAUCAACUUAACUUACGUUUUUAUUUUGUUCACGAAAGUUUCAUCUUUUAUCACCUAGCUCUACUGUAAUCACGUUUUUUAUUACUUUUGAUAUCAUAAUUAUGAUUAAUGAUUAUGAUUAAUAAUAUAAUUAAACUUAAAUACAUUUAAUGCCUUAACGUGUGUUAUACAUAUUUAUUUAUUUAAUGUUUUAACAGCGUAUUCAAAUGAUCCCAUGUAUUGAUUUAUCUUGUUUGAACUAGUUCUCGUUAGUAAAUAUUCUGGUUUGGUUUUUAAAAAUUAAUAAAAAAAA
Molecule: messenger RNA, 1761 nt
Organism: Helobdella robusta
Lineage: Eukaryota; Metazoa; Annelida; Clitellata; Rhynchobdellida; Glossiphoniidae
Exons: 11
Coding region: 128-1456 (442 amino acids)
Source: RefSeq, a predicted model, not a curated record